Molecule: messenger RNA, 3794 nt
Organism: Gadus chalcogrammus (walleye pollock)
Lineage: Eukaryota; Metazoa; Chordata; Actinopteri; Gadiformes; Gadidae
Product: antigen peptide transporter 2-like
Exons: 11
Coding region: 66-2276 (736 amino acids)
Biological process (GO): transmembrane transport
Cellular component (GO): membrane
Molecular function (GO): ATP hydrolysis activity; ABC-type oligopeptide transporter activity; ATP binding
Source: RefSeq, a predicted model, not a curated record
CCCAGUAUCCUUAUGAUUGGUCGUAGCCGUUCCUCCAAAUCUCGAGAAUGAGAAAGUGAAAGUUAAUGCAAAGAGAAACUAAAGUUGCACAGACAGUCGAGUACUUAUACCUCCUUUUUAAUAUACAUUCGUGUAAUUUAUUAUUGGAUAAACAUUUUAGGUCGACGAAAAUGAAAUGGAAGACGUAUGGAUUUGUCCUCCUCUCGGACACCAUGUUCUGGCUGAUGCUCUUUGCUGUGUUGCUUCAGUUCUCAAGUUGUGUUGGAUUGCCUGGUUUGUGGACUUUUGGACUAUUAAAGCUGCCACUAAUCAACACAUGGACCGUUUAUAUUGACGACAAACCCACACCUGUUGUCUUCAGGUUUGUGACUCUCGUGUGCCUCUUGCUCCCUAUUUUUGAAAGUGUACGAACUCUAGCUGGGUUUUCAACUUUUAACGGCAGUUCAGUCCCUACGCUUGGUAUGAUCGUAUUGGCCCAGAUCUCCUCCAUCAUAGCAUGUGCGUUUUGGGAGAUGGAUUUGACCAAUGGGCAGAAGAAGAAAGGAGGUCAAAAUCUCGGCUCAACGGCGGUGCUGAAGAGGGUGCUGAAAUACUUCGUGCCAGACCGCCUCUACCUUUUGUUUGCCUUCUUCUUCCUCAUCCUGGGCGUGGCUUGUGAUGCAUACAUCCCACUGUAUCAGGGAAGAGUCAUUGAUAUGCUGCGAGGUCAGCUCUAUCAAACACACUUUCUGAAGAACCUUGGAUGGCUAGCCCUUUUUUCUCUUGGAAGCCCUCUGUUCGCUGCGCUGAGAGGAGGCACGUUUAUGUGGAUCUUGUCCAGGCUGAACCAGAGGGUCAAGAGACUGCUGUACAGCAAUCUGCUGCAGCAGGAGAUACAGUUCUUUGAGGACAACAAGCCUGGAAGCCUGGCCACCCGUCUGCAUUCGGACGUGGACAAGAUGGGUAAAACCGUGGUGCUGAACUGUAACCUGUUGGUACGCAGCACCAUCAAGGGCGUCCUCAUGCUGCAGCUGAUGGUCAGGCUGUCCUGGCAGCUCACUCUGCUCACCGUUGUGGAGAUGCGUCUCCUGAGCCUCAUUCAGAGCCAGUACAGCGUGUACAGCAAGGAAAUGAAGGAGGAGCUGCAGGACUGCCAGGCGGAGAACAACCGGCUGGCCACCCAGACUCUGGGCAGCAUCAGGGUGGUCCGCAGCUGCGGGGCGGAGCCCUACGAGGCGGGGGUCUACGGCCGGGCGCUGGACCAGAUGAGAGACCUCAAGACACGCAUGGGACUCUACAGAGCCACCUUCCUCCUGCUGCGAAGGCUGCUGAACGUGGGGAUCAAGGUGCUCAUCCUGGUCCAGGGCCGCUCCCUGAUCUCCUCUGGUCAGAUCACCGUGGGCGACCUGCUCGCCUUCUUCCUGUACCAGGGACCUCUCUCAGCAAGCAUACGGGAGUUCCUUUAUGCCACUGGAGAGUUCGAGAGCACCGCGGGAGUCAUCGCCAAAGUGUUGGGUUACUUGGACCGAACGCCCAACGCCAAACCGGCAGGACGGCUGGCCCCCGAGGCACUGGCGGGCGGAAUCAGCUUCCAGAACGUGACCUUUGCCUACCCGAGCACCCCUGAUAAACCCGUACUCAAGUCCCUCUCUCUGGAAGUACGCCCGGGGAAGAUGACGGCUCUCGUGGGUCCCUCUGGCGGAGGGAAGACGUCCUGCGUCAGCCUCCUGAAGAGGCUGUAUGAACCUCAGGACGGACAGAUCCUGCUGGACGGACAGCCGCUGCACAGCUACCAACACAAAUACCUCCACCAGAAGGUGACCCUGGUGCCCCAGAACCCGGUCCUGUUCUCAGGCUCGCUGGGGUCCAACAUCGGGUACGGGCUGGAGAAGUGCACCCUGGGAAUGUUGCAGGAGGCAGCGAGGAGAGCCAGCGCCGACGGCUUCAUCGCGUCGCUGGAGCAGAAAUACGACACAGACGUGGGGGAGUGUGGCGUGAAGCUGGGGGCGGGGCAGAGGCAGUGCGUGGCCAUCGCCAGAGCUCUGGUCCGGACGCCCCGGGUCAUCAUCCUAGACGAGGCCACCAGCAGCCUGGACGCAGACGUGCAGCACGCCGUGGCGAGGCAGCUGCGGGGGCAGGGUGUGACCCUACUGGUGGUGGCCCAUCAGCUGAGGACAGUGGAGGAGGCGGACCACAUCGUGUUCAUGGAGGGCGGGGCCAUCGUGGAGCAGGGCACGCACCUGGAGCUCAUGGCCAGUGAAGCACGCUACUACCGCAGCUAUCAGGCUCUGUUUUAGAGGCUCAAUGCCUCUUCUGCACUCAGAAACAAUAACAACGCUUUUUCUAUUUUUAAAAAUGUUUUAUUGAUUUUAUUUCUUAAGGAUUUCUUUGUGUUUGUCAUUUUUUAAUUCAUAAUAUAUGAUGUAUUUUUUUUACAUUAAAAAAACUAUACUAUAAACUUAUUGAACGGCAUCUGCCGACUCCUACAGAGCCUGUGCAGUCAGAUACUCACAUACAUUUAGGUGUAAGUUGGGCACAGUGGUGGCUGGCGAUCAAACAUGUUGGUGGGGCACAGUAAUAGACACAACCCUGCAUAUACAGACCUACUUCAUGGCCAUUCCACCAGCCAUUGCUAUUUGACCCAUUGUUGUUAUUCUGAUAUUGAGACAAAUCAUGAUCACUGUCCUAUAGCGUCCAUUUUUUGUGAGUCUCAAUGUCUACUUCAAAUGCAGUUAGAAAUAUGGGACAGUUGCUUCAUUUUGUUUAUAUGCUACAGGCCGAAAGACUAAAUUAAUAUGUAACUUACUUGCUCCUUUUAAGUAUAACAUUGCUUGGGGAGUCCAAUUCCUCCACUGUAAAGGGAAAGUGCUUAAAACUCUCUGCUAGUUAGCGAUCUAUCUCCUCUCUACAUGUAGUUGUGGUGCCCGAAUGCUGCUGAGGGAGGUAGCCUAUUUGAUUGAUUCGCUGAAUUGUCCAAUCAUGUGGUGAUAACAAAAUAGAAAAGCGAUACCAGCGAUGGCCUUGGGCGCACACUGGUGCGACCCAAGGGCGAAUUUUCUUGUGCCAAUGAAAAGCUGUCUCUGCUUGAUAGGAAGCUAAAAGUUAGCAAGCUUACAUUGACUUCCACGUGGCCGGCGCUCCUGACUUGGAGGAGGGAUUUAUUUCGAAUGACCAAUAACUAGCCUAGCCCAAAUAAUUGACGUUCAGACGCAUUUAAAUGGUUGCUGGCAGUGAGAAGCAUGUCACACAAUUAAUCGAGGAUAAACGCUAUGCAUUUUUUUUAUUGAUUUCGUAAUGAUAAUAGUUUAUUAAUAGUUGGCAGUAAUAUUCAAGUGAAUAUUUCACGGAAGGGCGGAAUAGUAACACUGUUGUUAUUUAUUGGUCGUCAUGAAAAAAAACAUAAGGGGUAACACUGUUGUUUUUUAUUGGUCGUCAUGAAAAAAAACAUAAGGGGUAACACUGUUGUUUUUUAUUGGUCGUCAUGAAAAAAAACAUAAGGGGUAACACUGUUGUUUUUUAUUGGUCGUCAUGAAAAAAAACAUAAGGGGUAACACACUGUUGUUUUUUAUUGAUUUCGUAAUGAUAAUAGUUUAUUAAUAGUUGGCAGAUAUAUUCAAGUGAAUAUUUCACGGAAGGGCUGAAAAAAACAUAAGGGGUAAGACUGUUGUUUUUUAUUGGUCGUCAUGAAAAAAAACAUAAGGGGUAACACUGUUGUCUUUGUCAAAUAAAAUGUAAGGGGUAACACUGUCGUUUUUUAUCAGUCGUCAUGAAAAAACCAUAAGGAGUAACACUAUCGUUUUUUAUUGGUCGUCAUG